Ipomoea nil (Japanese morning glory) is the source of this 657-nucleotide messenger RNA. RefSeq lists its product as uncharacterized. NCBI's taxonomy places the organism in Eukaryota, Viridiplantae, Streptophyta, Magnoliopsida, Solanales, Convolvulaceae. The record is from RefSeq and is a predicted model, not a curated record. The transcript has 3 exons. Bases 1 to 657 code for a protein of 218 amino acids.
AUGCAGUUUGGAGAUUUCUGGGUUGCAGCUAGGAUUGUGUUCAUUGAUGAUCCAGAGUGGUACUAUGCUUCGUGUCGAACCAAGGGUUGCAACAAAAAGCUUAAGCUGAAAGGGAAGUGGCUGUGGUGUAGUACAUGUGACAGAAAUUGGGGUGAUGGGACACUGAGGUACAGAGUUAAGGUUAGAGUUGUGGACUUGGAUGGCAAUGCUCAUUUUCUUCUAUGGGACAGGGAGUGCCUCGAUCUAAUUGGAAUUAGUGCAGAUGAUUUGAAGGAUACCCAUACAAAGGGAAGAAAGGGUUUACCUAAGGAGCUUGAAACUCUAAUCGGACAGAAUCUGUUAUUUCGAAUUGCUGUGCGUAAGGAACAGUUCCAAAACUAUCUCAAUGCUUUCCCUGUUAUGAGAAUCAUCACUGAUGAAAAGAUUGUAGAGAAGCACGCACCAGAGCUAAUCCAAGUUUGGGACAGGGACCUCUCAUCAAAGUUGGAGUUGGAGCUUACGGAUGAGGACCUAUGGGAUAUAGAGAGACUGAACGAAGAUAACAGUAUUGAGAAUGGAACCGUGAAGAGAUCGCUAAUUGAUGAGUUUUCCAGCACACAAAGUUCUAAAAAAAGCAAGGACAGUGUUGUGAAGAUUGAGAAAGAAACAGAUUUGUAA